AUGAGUGGACAAGGCGGUCCAACUGCUAGUUCACCGGCUAAUUCACUCUUGGCCGCGGCCAAAGUGGGUGCCCUGAGUGGCGCCGCAGGAUUGAUAUAUGGAGGAGCAGCGGGUGUUAUUCGAUCACCCAACCCCAUGGUGCACUCGCUGUCCUGCGGUAUCCACUGGUUUGCAUGCGGUUCAACUUAUUGGUGGAUGCGAAGCAAUAUUAUCACGCUUCAUUAUCAAGAUAAUGCGUCUCCGCAGGAGCGAGCAUAUGUCAGCGGCCUCUGCGGCGGUAUCUCCGGCGGAGUGGUGACCAGGGUCAUGGGAGGUCGAUUGGUUCCGGGCCUCGUUAUUUUCUCCCUGCUCGGCUACGGCGGGCAAAGUGCCUUCAACUAUGUUGACAAGUGGCAAAUGGAAAAGGCCCAGAACCCAUCCAAGCCAUUCAUGCAGCGGGUGGCCGACUCUAAAUGGAUUCCAUUCCGACAUCUCUCCGAUGAGGAAUAUCGAAGAAUGUUGAGUGAGAAGUUACUGAGCAUCGAGGCCGAGAUUGCACUUCUCGACGAGAAGAUCGAGGAUUUGGAGAAGACCCGACCGGCUCCCACCUCAACCAGUAUGAACAGCAGCCAGUGA
Messenger RNA from Penicillium daleae, 615 nucleotides. RefSeq lists its product as uncharacterized. Bases 1 to 615 code for a protein of 204 amino acids. NCBI's taxonomy places the organism in Eukaryota, Fungi, Ascomycota, Eurotiomycetes, Eurotiales, Aspergillaceae. The transcript has 4 exons. The record is from RefSeq and is a predicted model, not a curated record.